UUUGCAACCCAGCGGGUGGACCAUUGCCAGGUCCCGCUCCUCCUCCUAAUCGCAAAAUAUGCUGCUCCCAGCCCAGGGGCUCGGCAAGUAAGCAGGCUUUUUCUGCAGGCAGGAGCUCGGAAACCUGUAGCGUCUAAGGCUGCCGCGGCAGCAACGGGGAGGAGGAAGAGCCUUCUAGCGCCAGUAACCACUCCCCAAAGGGACAGUCAUUAGGGGGUGGAGAGCCAGCGCUAGGUGCGGGGGAAGCUGCUGUUGGUACGCAUGGAAUGAGCAGCAGCCCCCCGAGUGCAGGAGGCAGCCAGGCAGAGCUAGCGGCGGCCCGGAGCAGCAGCAUCCCGGUCCUGCCCGAACCACUUCCCUUCCCGCGGCAACUCUGAGCGCCUCCGGGCACCGCCAUGGGCUCCCCACAGAAGCCGCCCCUCGCUCACCUCUUCAAAGGGACCUUCGUGCACGCCAGCCGCUCCUCGCCCAUGGACGUGCUGCACGGCCACCUGCUGGGCGUGGGCGACGACGGGAGAAUUGUGUUUUUGGAGCAGGCAGAUCAGCAGGAGCAACUAGCAAAGAAGUGGGGCUUCAAAGCAUCUGAUAUAAGAGAGCUUAGUAAUCAUGAAUUCUUCAUGCCAGGAAUGGUUGAUACACAUAUCCAUGCACCUCAGUAUGCAUUUGCUGGAACAAGAGUAGAUCUACCUCUUUUGGAAUGGUUAAACACAUAUACGUUCCCAACAGAAGCCAAAUACAAAGAUAAUGAUUUUGCUGAAGAAGUAUACACCAGAGUUGUAAGAAGAACGCUAAAGAAUGGCACGACUACAGCAUGCUACUUUGCAACAAUUCACAGAGCUGCUUCUUUGCUACUUGCUGAAAUUAUAGAUAAAUUUGGUCAGCGAGCAUUUGUUGGAAAAGUUUGCAUGGAUAUCAAUGAAAUUGUUCCAGAAUACAAGGAAACCACUGAUGAAUCUGUCAAGGAGACAGAAAGGUUUGUUAAAGAACUACUGGAAAAGAAAUAUCAAAAGGUACAACCCAUAGUGACGCCUCGUUUUGGACCUUCCUGCACUGAGAAGUUGCUAAGUAGACUUGGUGACUUUGCGAAGGCUCAUGAUAUCCAUGUGCAGAGUCAUAUAAGUGAGAAUGAUGGAGAAAUCAAACUUGUGGAGCAAAUGUUUCCCGACUAUAAAAAUUAUACUGAUUUAUAUGAUAAAACCAAGCUACUUACAAGCAAGACUGUGAUGGCCCAUGGCUGUCAUCUCUCUGAUGAAGAGCUGAAACUUUUUAGUCUUCGAGGAGCUGCAAUUGCCCAUUGCCCCAAUUCAAACUUUUCGUUGUGCAGUGGCAUUUUAAACGUACAAAAUGUUCUGAAGCACAAUGUGAAGCUUGGUCUUGGCACAGAUGUUGCUGGUGGGUAUUCAGCUUCUAUGCUUGAUGCUAUCAGGAGAGCGAUGUCUGCAUCUAAUACCCUUCUACUCAAUAAAGUGAACAAUGCAGCCUUAACUCUUAAAGAGGCUUUCAGACUAGCAACUCUUGGAGGGAGUCAAGUCCUAGGACUAGAUGAUGUGAUUGGAAACUUUGAAGUUGGCAAAGAAUUUGAUGCACUGCUGAUCAACCCCAAGGCUUCAGACAGUCCUUUUGACUUGUUUGCUGGAGAUACUUUUGAGGAUAUUAUCCAGAAGUUCCUGUAUCUAGGUGAUGAUCGGAAUAUUAAUGAAGUAUAUGUGGCAGGCAAGCAAGUGGUUCCUUUUUCAAGUUCAGUAUAACUUCAUUUCCGUUCUGCAAAACAUUCUAUGGAUCAUUCUGCAUCUAAGUUUGAAGGGAUUGGUUAAAUGCAGUGCCUCAUUGUCAAGAGUGACACCUCAGUUUCUUUGUUUAAUGCUAUGACUUUGAAAAAUGAUUAUGAGCCUUGUUAGAUUACAAUUUACCUUACAAAGAUGAUCACAUUUAUAUAAGAAAAAAGGCUUUUACGUCCAUCUUUACAAGUCACAUUCAUGAGCAGUGGGGGCGUGGGCAGAAGAGAAAGCAGGGGCAGCUAGAUUAAAGCCAGUGCAGUAUACCUACUCUACCAGAGGUUUCAAAUGAAAACCGUGCAGCUGUCUGGAGCUCACGGAUUGCCAGAGCCAAAUGGAAUUCAAACCUUACAUGUUUUUAGUUCUGUUCUAAGCCUAGAACCUCUGGGCCUGGUUCUCUUCACACACAGCAAUUUAUACCAGUUAACUGAAUUGACUUCAGUGGGAUUACUCCUGACUUAAACUGGUGACAGAUCAGACUCAGGCCCAAUGAUUUUUGCAAAUCAGAAAUUUUCUUUUGGUAAAGAAAAUACAUAUUUUUUAAGACCAGAAAGGGAAAGUUCUCCCACCCCAACAGUCAUAACUUCCAAAUUAUCAAGAAGUUGUGUAUAAAAAGCUUUUCCUUUUUUAUGAGAGUGGCUAAAAACAGACAAUCCAUUAAUAUUCUCUGUGUGUUCACAAUAUUUGUAAUUCCUGUAGAAUAUAGUUUUGAACGGAGAUGGAUUUUUAAUAGCAAAACCAGAGCAGUCUAAAUGUAUAGGAUUUACUUGUUCCUGCAAGUGCUUGUCAGGAACCAUUAUUUGUGUUUGAGCACAGAGGCAGGUGCAAUCCCAGUCUGGUUCGCUUCCAGUUUAAUACUGCCCUUUAAUCUUUGAAAAGGUCUGAGAGAUUAAACUCUUCCCUUGAAGAGCACAUUUCCCUAUGUUUUAGCUCUGCCAUUUUGGCUCUGGGGUUAGGCAGCUGGUUUACCUCCUGUUGGCCUAAUGCCUCUUUUUCAUGAUUGCUCUGGAACACAAUGGAAGUGCCCUUGAAUGUAAAUACC
Messenger RNA from Gopherus flavomarginatus (Mexican gopher tortoise), 2817 nucleotides. RefSeq names its product guanine deaminase (gene GDA). The record is from RefSeq and is a predicted model, not a curated record. NCBI's taxonomy places the organism in Eukaryota, Metazoa, Chordata, Testudines, Testudinidae. Gene Ontology annotation, biological process: guanine catabolic process. The transcript has 14 exons. Gene Ontology annotation, molecular function: zinc ion binding; guanine deaminase activity. Gene Ontology annotation, cellular component: cytosol. Bases 396 to 1748 code for a protein of 450 amino acids.